Messenger RNA from Aspergillus terreus NIH2624, 1566 nucleotides. RefSeq lists its product as uncharacterized. The record is from RefSeq and is a predicted model, not a curated record. The coding region runs from base 1 to 1566 and encodes 521 amino acids. The transcript has 5 exons. NCBI's taxonomy places the organism in Eukaryota, Fungi, Ascomycota, Eurotiomycetes, Eurotiales, Aspergillaceae. Gene Ontology annotation, cellular component: cytoplasm. Gene Ontology annotation, molecular function: dipeptidyl-peptidase activity.
AUGUUCUACCCAUUCCCACACAGCCUAGGCAGGCCGAGUAGCCUGUCACAGACUGCGUACUAUCUCGGCGAGGACUGCAUGCAGUCCUCCGCGGACCUAUCGUUCAUAGCGGAGCUCAUGGAGGAGCAGGGAAUUCUCCCCGAAAACACCCGCUUGUUAAAAUCAGGCCUAUGCUAUGACAUUCUGCAAGCAUCGGUGAACGAGGGAGAGUCUGGGUGCUUUCUAACGGACACACUACCAGGCAAGACAAUCCGCCUGGUCAAUGGGGACCACAAAGCCGAGCUGAGACAGAUAUGCCACUAUCUUCAGCAGGCCCGUGAGUACGCCUGUAAUGCCACCCAGGAACAGAUGUUGGAGAAAAUACACGACAGCUUCGUGACCGGCGAUCUCGAAGCGUACAAAGCCGCUCAACGAAUAUGGGUCAGCGACAAGGCGCCUCCGGUGGAAACGGUGAUUGGCUUCGUCGAGCCGUAUCGUGAUCCGCUGGGCGUUCGUGGGGAAUUCGAAGGCAUCGUUGGCAUUCCGGACACGGUGGAGUCGAAAAGUCUGAAUAUUCUUGCUAGCAUGGCGGAUAAAUUGGUCUGCAGACUUCCGUGGGUUGACAGUGAUGGGGACAGUAAAGGGCCGUGGGAGAAGGACUUGUUUGAGCCUCCGGACUUUUCAAGCGUGCAGAAGAGCCAUCGUGCUAGGGGCUUGGACUUGGUCGACGAGGCAGAGCAGGACGUUUUCAAAGCACAUCGAUUCCAUGCCUACUAUAUCUGGGUGGUCCUGCAUGAGAUCCUCGGCCACGGAACAGGACGGUUUCUGACCGAGUCCGCCCCAGGGAGUUUCAAUUUCGACCCAGAGAGGCCGCCUAUGAACCCUUUGACAGGGACACCUAUCAUGACGUGGUAUCGACCAGGACAGACUUGGACCGGGGUGUUUGAAGACAUUGCAACGACCGUCGAUGAAUGCAGGGCGGAGCUCGUUGGUGCCUAUCUGAUUGACGAGCCGGAAAUUCUGCAGCUGUUUGGAUUCAACGAUGAGAGCGAUAUGAAGUCGGAUGAUCUUGUCUAUAACCUGUACUUGCAAUUGGGAGUGGACGGACUCCGGGGCUUGCAGCACUACGAUCCAGCCACCAAGGCAAGUCUGUCGUCUACGCGAAAUUGGGGACAGGCGCACAGCCGUGCACACUAUGCAAUACUCCGCCACCUCCUCCGCGACAGCAACGGAUUGUACACUAUCAUCUGCGACCUUGCCAGAAUGCAACUUACUGUCAAGGUUGACCGUGCUCGUAUAAUCGAGGAAGGGAAACCGUCCCUGGGCCGGAUGCUCCUGCAUCUGCACAUCUGUCGGUGCACUGCAGACAAGGCCAGCUGCCGGCAGUUGUACGAAGAUCUGUCAGCCGUCGACGAUGAUGCUAUGCAGUGGCGGGAGAUUGUCAUGUCGAAACAGGACCCGCCAUUGGCCUUUUGCCACGCCAAUACCUUCAUCCACGACGGGAGAGUGAUAUUGAAGGAGUAUGAGCCGACCCCGCGGGGUAUCCUCCAGAGUUGGGCCGAAAGACAGGUCGAUGAGCCGAUCUAG